AUGACAUCUCUUGACGAGUUCAAUAAGCAUCUUGAUCACUUCCAAUCGAAGGGCUACAAUGAAGUCGACACCGCGCGCAUGUAUGUUGGUGGCGCACAGGAAGCAUGGACACGUGAUGCAAAAUGGAAAGACCGUGGUCUCACUCUGGCAACAAAAGUUUAUCCCGUCGAGCCGGGAACGCAUAAGCCGGAAAAGCUGAAGGAAUUAUUUUCGACAUCGCUGAAAGAGCUCGACACGGAUGCUGUCGACAUAUUCUACCUGCAUGCACCCGAUCAUUCGACGCCCUUCGAGGAAACGCUGGGCCUAGGCCUUUCGAACUUUGCUGCGUGGGAAGUCGCGGAAGUCUGGAACAUCUGCAAUGAAAGAGGCUGGGUGAAGCCCACAGUCUAUCAAGCCAUGUACAACGCGAUCACCCGCGCCAUUGAGCCAGAACUGAUCCCAUGCUGCCGGAAGUACAAGAUUGACAUUGUCAUCUAUAAUCCGCUUGCCGGUGGGCUCUUCAGCGGUAAGAUAAAAUCCGCUGAUAUAGCGCCCUCUGAAGGUCGAUUCGCCCAAAACUCAAAGAUUGGCGAGAUGUACCGCACCCGUUACUUCAAGAACUCUAAUUUUGAAGCGCUUCGCAUGAUGGAGGAGGUAGCGCAGAAGCACAAGUUGACAUUGCUUGAGAUUGCGUUGAGGUGGUGCGUACACCAUUCUGAGCUAAAGACGAGGGCGAAGGGAGGGAACGAUGGUGUGAUCAUUGGUGUGAGUAGUUUUGCUCAGCUGGAAAGCAACUUGGCGGAUUUGGAGAAGGGACCAUUGCCCGAGGAAGUCGUAAAGGCGCUGGAUGAGGCAUGGAUGAUGGCGAAAGCGACAGCACCGGUUUACUUCCGUUGAAAAGGGAACACGCAGAUACUGAGUAUGUAUAUUGAUAGUGCCCACAACUUGUUUCUUGAGUUUCCCUCAGCACC
Parastagonospora nodorum SN15 is the source of this 950-nucleotide messenger RNA. RefSeq lists its product as hypothetical. The transcript has 3 exons. Gene Ontology annotation, molecular function: oxidoreductase activity. The record is from RefSeq and is a predicted model, not a curated record. Lineage: Eukaryota; Fungi; Ascomycota; Dothideomycetes; Pleosporales; Phaeosphaeriaceae. Bases 1 to 876 code for a protein of 291 amino acids.